AUGGAGAACGAAGACCUGGUAAUCACUGGUUUCUCUGCACGCUUCCCACAAGCCGACAGCUUGGCUGAGUUCAAGGAGAAGCUCUACGCGGGCGUGGACUUUGUGACCGACGAUGAGUCGCGCUGGCCUAGAGGUCAUCUGGGCCUGCCCGAGAGAUUGGGCAAGAUCCGCGACCUGUCACAGUUCGACGCUCAGUUCUUCGGCGUUCACCCGAAGCAGGCGCACCUGAUGGAUCCCCAAAUGCGCCUCCUGCUGGAGACCGCGUACGAGGCCAUCGUGGACGCCGGAUACGACCCCGAGACCUUGCGGGGCCGUAAAAUCGGUGUCUUCAUCGGCUGCUCCGACUCCGAUUCGGACGAGGCGUUCGACGUGGACACGGACAAGAUCGACGGCUACAGCUUGCUCGGCAGCGCGCGGGCGAUGUUCGCCAACAGAAUCUCCUACUCGUUCGACUUCAAAGGCCCCAGUCUGACAAUCGACGCGGCGUGUUCGUCGACGAUGAUGGCGCUGAACCAGGCAAGGCUGGCUCUUCGCUCUGGACAGUGCGACGCGGCCAUCGUGGGAGGAAGCAUGAUUGGCCUGAAGCCCACCACAGCGCUGGGCUUUUACCGGAUGGGCAUUUUGUCUCCAGAUGGCACGUGCAGGUCCUUCGAUGCUCGCGGCAACGGCUUCAUCCGAAGCGAGACCGUGGGCACCUUCUUCCUGCAACGAGCUUCCGAAGCCUUGCGGGUCUAUGCCAAACUUAUCCACGUCAAGGCUAACGCGGACGGCUACAAGAACGAGGGUGUCACCUUCCCAUCGGGAACACAGCAGGAACAGCUUCUUCGGGAGGUGUACGCCGAAGCCCAGGUCGACCCGUGCAAGAUGGCCUACUUCGAAGCCCACGGCACGGGUACCAAGGUCGGAGACCCGCAAGAGCUUGGAGCCAUCAGCAACGUCUUUUGCGGGCCGGGCCGAGACAGGCCACUUCUCGUCGGAGCCAUCAAGAGCAAUGUGGGCCACGCGGAAGCCGCUUCGGGCCUAAGCUCACUAGCGAAGGUCAUCCUGACAAUGGAGACAGGAACCAUCGCGGGAAACCUCCACUACACCACGCCGAACCCGAACAUCCCGUCUCUCCUGGACGGAAGGGUGGAAGUCGUGGCCAAGGCGACUCCAUUUUGCGGAGGUGCUGUCGGCAUCAACUCGUUCGGUUUCGGAGGGUCCAACGUUCACACCAUCCUGAAGCCGAACCCUGGUCCUCACGUGAACGAUGUUCCGCGCGAGAAGCCCGAGCUGCCUAGGCUGGUACUCAUGGCUGGAAGGACAAAAACUCUCUAGAGGAUGGAGGACGAAGGACCGUACCCAGAUUCGGCGUAUGCUCUGCUCAACCGAGUGGGGCAACCAAGCACGAAGCAGUUUCCUUACCGGGGAUUCGCCGUCGUCCCCGUCGACGGCUCCAAGAAGGACGUCGUCAAGGUGUCCCAACAGGCUCCGUUCGAGAAGCGACCCCUGUGGUUUGUCUUCACCGGCACGGGCUGCCAGUGGGACGGCAUGGCCCGCCAGAUGAUGCAGUUCGACGUGUUCGCGCGCUCCAUUCGCAAGUCGCACGAUCUGACGCUCGCGAAUUUCGGCCUGGACCUGAUCGAGGCACUGACCGGGACCGGCGACGAGGAAUUGAAGAAAAGUCGCGCUUGUGUUCUCGCCUGCAUAGCGGCCGUUCAGGUGGCACUGGUCGACAUGCUGAGAGCCAUCGGCGUUCAUCCGGACGGCAUUUUAGGUCACUCAGUUGGUGAGCUCGGCUGCGCCUACGCUGACGGGAGCUUCACCGCAGAGCAGACAGUGCUGUGCGCUUACUGGCGAGGGCACUGCCUCGACGUGGGAAAUUUACCGAGGGGAGCCAUGGCCGCUGUGGGACUCACGUGGGAAGAAGUGGCGAGACGUUGCCGCGAUGGCGUCGUCCCGGCGUGCCACAACGCCGAGGACUCGGUGACCGUGUCCGGUCCGGCCGAGGCCGUGGCCAAGAUGGUGGCCGAGCUCAAGGCCGAAAACGUGUUUGCCCGGGAAGUGGACAGCCUGGACGUGGCCUUCCACAGUCCCUGCAUUCAGAGCAUCGGGCCCCCAUUGAGGAAGCUGCUCAGGAAGGUUGUUCCGGAGCCGAAACCCCGCAGUGAACUGUGGGUGAGCUCGUCAGUGCCGCAGAGUCGCUGGCACGAGCCCGCCGCCAAGCUUUCUUCGGCCGAGUACCACGUGAACAACCUUCUCUCACCGGUGCUCUUCAGCGAGGUGCUGGAGCACGUGCCAAGGGACGCCAUCUUGGUGGAGAUUUCACCACACUGCCUUCUGUUGUCCGUGUUGCGUCGAGCCGUUGGAGAAGGCGCCAGCUACCUAGGUCUGAUGAAGCGGAACGAAGACAAUCCCGCAUUCUUCCUCAACUCGCUCGGCAAAUUGCAUACCCUGGGAGUCCAGCUGGACUUGGCCCCAUUGUACCCGCCGGUGCCGUUCCCCGUGCCUCGUGGCACCCCUAGCAUCUCCCAUCUCGUCAGCUGGGACCACAGCCAAAAGUGGACGGUCGUCAAGUGGAGCGACUUCCACACCUCGGCGCAGACGUCAGAGGAGGUCGUCGAGGUUGACCUGGAGGCCAACGAAGGCGACGCCUACUUGGCCGGUCACCAGCUGGACGGCCGUGUGCUAUUUCCUGCGGCGGGCUACAUGAUGCUGGCCUGGAAGUCUCUGGCCAAACGCUGCGGGAAGCCAUUCCACCAGGUUCCCGUAGUUUUCGAGGACGUCACUUUCCACAGGGCGACCAUCCUGCCGAAGCGUGGUCCCGUGAAGUUUCUGGUCAACGUGAUGCGAGCUUCGGGCGAAUUCGAAGUAUGCGAGGGGGGCGCUUUGGCAGCGAGCGGUCGCAUUCGCAUGGCCGAAGCAGGAGAGAAGCUUCUCGACAAAGAACCGCCGUGCCCGUCAAUUCAGUCGGUGGUCGGUGACCAGCUGGACAGUGAAGACAUCUACAAGGAGUCCAGGCUUCGCGGCCUCGAAUAUUCGGGAAGAUUCCAAGGUGUCAUCGAGGCGAAUCUAAGCGAGAACUGCGGCAAACUCAAGUGGGAGGACAACUGGGUAACCUUCAUCGACAGCAUGAUUCAAUUCGCCAUUCUCGAUGACACCCAGCGGACCGUCAGGUUGCCCACAAGGAUACAAUCAUGCCGCGUCGAUCCUGACGUCCAUACAAAGCUCGUAGAGAAAGUUGGAGAAUCAGGUAUACCGAUAGUGCGCGACCAGUACUUGAACACAUGUCGAGCCGGAGGAGUCGUCCUUCGCGAAGCCAAGACGAGCGUUGCUCCCCGACGCCCAGCGCAGCUGACACCGCGCCUGGAGGAAUACAAGUUCGUGCCAUACGUCGACGACGAGUUCGAUAGACGGGCCCGGGAAUCCGACGUGCGUGAGUACGUGGACGUGUGCAGCGCCAUCACCCGGCGCAUCCUGGAGGCAUGCGGCGACGAAACUGUUCAGGCUCCUUGCGAUGUCACCCAUGGCUACUCCGAAUUGUCCGAAGAUGUGAUGCAGAGGUACAUUGAAACCCCUGCCGAAAAUUACGUCCUCUUGCGCAUCCUUUCCGCCAUUCGGAACGAAGUUGCUGUCUCUACUUCGUGUCUACAUUCCGCAAUCAAAUCGGCGCUGGCUGCGCUUGAAAAAGAUGCGGGCAAGGAUCUGCUUAACAUGGCCCUGUACCGGGAAGAUCCUCUGAGGAGCCUUCUAGACGUCGUGGUGGAGAACACUAGCCCUAAAAGGAUUCGAAUUGUUGAGGUUGUGUCUGAACGAUCGGCAUCCCCCCUGGCACCCUGGGUGGCGUCCUUGUUGAACCUUUCGAACACGCGGCUCAAAAUCGACUACACCGUUGCUCACCCGUGUCCCAACGAGCUCGCCCCUGGUGAUCUACCGGAAGGCGUCAAGGCGGUCACGUGGGACCCGACCUCUUCCUCCAUGGACGGACUUCCCGAGGCUGACCUCAUCGUCGUCGUCCGCGACGUGACUUGCGGCUCCAAUCGCUCACGGGCUCUCGCUGAACAGCUGUCGGCACACUGCAAGGAGCGCGGAUUCGUACUUCUCUCCCAUCGCUCAGCUCUGUCUCCGGCAGAGUCGUUCCUGUCGACCGUCGGCAACGUUUCGUUCGCGCAUCAGACCAGCCAGUUGGUGGCGUCGGAGUUCGGAGCUGAAGGUUUUCGCGUGGUGUGCCUGAAGUCCAACACAUUUUCGACUUUGCUACUGUUACGAAAGGUACCUAACGUCGUCGACAUAACCGGACAGGAAGUCUUCAAAGUUAACAAUGCCAGUUUUGUUUGGGUGGAGACGCUGAAGACAAGAGCUGUCGAGUACGACGGCAAGCCGCCGGGGCAGAACCUGUGGCUGCUCGCGGAGGACGCCGGUCUCAGCGGCAUCGUGGGCCUGACGAAUUGCCUCCGGCUGGAGACAAGUGGAAACCACAUCAGGUGCGUAUUCGACACAAGCUUUAAAGGAUCCAGUAAGAUCGCGGAUUUUGCACCAAAUAACCCGCAGUACAAGGAUGUGCUGCAGAACGAUCUGGUAAUGAACGUGUACUGCGACGGACGGUGGGGUUCCUACAGGCACUUCACCACUUUGCCUUGCGGAGCACCGAAGGCAUCCACGGAGUUCGCUUACUUGGACAUGCAGACACGCGGCGACCUGUCCAGCCUGCAGUGGUACGAGUCUCCGCUGCGUUACGCUUCGCCUUCCAGCCUCGUCGACAAGGUCGUAUGCAGCGUGUACUACGCGCCCCUGAACUUCAAAGAUGUCAUGCUCGCCACUGGAAAGCUUUCACCCGACGUGCUGCCUGGCGACGUGGCUACCUUUAAGUGCCUCCUGGGCCUGGAAUUCUCUGGCCGAGACCCCCAGGGUCGGCGGGUAAUGGGCCUGACGCCGGGACUCGGUAUGGCCACGGCCGUGGCUACGAGCCCGGAGUCGCUGUGGGAGGUGCCGGAGUCCUGGAGUCUCGAGGAGGCCUCGACGGUGCCCGUGGCUUAUGCCACCGUCUACUACGCACUCAUCGUAAAAGGCGGCAUGCGACCAGGAGAGUCGCUGUUGAUUCACUCCGGCAGCGGAGGCGUGGGACAGGCAGCCAUCGCCAUCGCGCUGUCCAUGGGAUGUACCGUGUUCACUACCGUGGGUUCCCGGGAGAAGCGGGAGUUUCUUAUGCGCCGCUUCCCGCAGCUUCAAGAGAGGAACAUCGCAAACUCUCGUGACUUGUCCUUCGAGGAUCACGUGUUGCGGGAAACCAAAGGCAGAGGUGUGGACCUCGUGCUCAACUCGCUCGCCGGAGAGAAGCUGCAGGCCAGCGUGCGCUGCCUGACGACCUACGGCCGCUUCCUGGAGAUCGGCAAGUUCGACAUGUCCAAGAACUCGCCGCUCGGAAUGUCGGUGCUUCUCAAGAGCGCCGUCGUGUACGGCAUUCUGUUGGAGUCGCUGUUCGGCGACAGCCCGCUCGCGGCGGAGGACAAGUGUCGCGUAUGGCAAUUGCUCGGCGAAGGCAUCGCGUCGGGUGUGGUUCGACCGCUGGAAACCGCUCGUUUUGCAAGGGACCGGGCUGAGGAGGCAUUCCGCUUCAUGGCCUCGGGAAAGCACAUUGGAAAGGUCGUGCUUGAGAUCCGUCCGGAGGAGAGCCCACGAAAGACUUCACCAACCUCGCCGCUCACCGUGAAGGUCACUUCUCGGACGCGCUUCUACGAGCACAAGUCCUACGUAAUCACCGGCGGUCUAGGCGGCUGCGGGCUGGAGCUCGCCGACUGGAUGGUGAACCGUGGCUGUCGCAAGCUCUUGCUCACGUCACGGUUCGGUGUGCAGACAGGAUACCAGCGGCUGUGCCUUCGUAGAAUGCGUCGCGCAGGGGCCAAAGUUCUUGUGAGCAAGGACGACGUUUCAACGAUGCAGGGAACCCGGAAUAUCAUCGAAGAGGCCGAGAGACUAGGUCCCGUUGGUGGCAUUUUCAGCCUUGCAGUGGUUCUUUGCGAUGCGAUUCUGGAGAACCAAACGCCCGAAGCAUUCGACACCGUUUACAAGGCGAAGGGGGACGGCACCAGGCACCUGGACGAAGUGUCCCGCGAGUCGUGCCCCGAGCUGGACCACUUCGUCGCCUUCUCUUCCAUUGCUUCGUGCCAUGGCAACAUUGGCCAGACUGGGUACGGCUACGCCAACGCCGUCGUGGACCGCGUUUGCGAGAGGAGAGCUGCUGACGGACUCCCCGGCAUGGCCGUUCAGUGGGGCAUCAUCGGUGACGUCGGUGUAAUGCACAACGUGAAAGGCGGCGAUGUGGACUACGCCGGUUAUGCCCCUCAGCGUAUCAGCUCGUGCCUGGCGGUGCUCGACAUGUUCCUCAACCAGAGGCAUCCCGUCGUCACGAGCUUCGUCAAGUCGGAGAUGUCAUCCGGGUUGGAUGAGAAGAGUCCAAAGGCCCGUGACCUUGUGGAGACCAUCGCCAAUAUAUUUGGUGUGAAGGACACGUCAAGCCUCGACCCGAACACAAGCCUCGGCGAUCUGGGCAUGGACUCACUGAUGGGCGUCGAGGUGCAGCAGACCCUGGAGCGAGACUACGACUUCGUGCUGUCUAUUCCGGAGAUCCGGCAGCUCACCGUCAGCGAGCUUCGAGAGAUGAACAACAGAAGUGAUGGAGGAAGCAAGCAGCAGUCCGGAAGCAGCACCGUGGCGUCACAAAUGACGGACCACGAGCCAGAAUCCACGAAGGCGGCCGAGGUGCCACGGCUGGCAUCCGUUGAGGGCAUGGUCGCCGACAGUGUCGUAGUAGAAAUGAAUGGCUUCAAGGGAUCCUCUGCCUUGUUCUUCAUUCAUUCAAUCCAGGGUCAUGUUAGAAAUCUAUUAGAGAUCGCCAGUCACCUUACCGUGCCCGCCGUCGGAUUGCAGUGGACGCCUGACAUUCCGGUGCGAUCCAUCGAGGAGAUGGCCACUGUUUAUCUGCAGAGGAUCAAAGAAGUUCAGCCCAAAGGCCCCUAUAACCUGGUAGGGUAUUCCUUCGGGGCCACUGUGGCCUUCGAGAUGGCCUUGCAGCUCCAAAGUGCCGGGGAGUCCGUGGGCAGCCUCACCCUCCUAGAUGGCGCUCCCAAGUACGUGUCUGUGCAUUGGAUCCACUACCAGAGACGCCUUGCGGACACCAAGGAGGAAGAAGAGUCUUUACUGCUGUGCGCAUUCCUCAUGCAGUACCUGGAUGUCGACUUCCGUGAGGUCCGCAACCAGUUGAAGCAGUGCCCGAGUCGGGGAGCCAAAGAAGAAGUCGUCGCUGACACCCUCUUCAAGGCGUACCCGAAACUUCGCUCAAGACGACAGGGCGUGGCCACGGCUAUGCGUGCCUUCUGCGAGUUCGUCACCGUCGGUUCCAACUACGAGCCCCGUGCGAAGUUCAAGGGCGAUGCCGUGCUCAUCAAGCCGUCCAGUCCGGGCAAGUCGACGAGGCAAUUGCCAACCGACUAUGGCCUCUCCCAAUGCCUUCACGGAAGAGUCAAGGUCAAGAUUGUCGACGGUGUUCACGAGAACUUCACGUUGGGCCCAGGAGGUCGAGAAUGUGCAGCGAUCAUCAAUCAGCAGAUUAUGGGCUGA
Dermacentor silvarum is the source of this 7596-nucleotide messenger RNA. RefSeq names its product fatty acid synthase-like. Gene Ontology annotation, molecular function: phosphopantetheine binding; oxidoreductase activity; fatty acid synthase activity. The record is from RefSeq and is a predicted model, not a curated record. NCBI's taxonomy places the organism in Eukaryota, Metazoa, Arthropoda, Arachnida, Ixodida, Ixodidae. Gene Ontology annotation, biological process: fatty acid biosynthetic process.